Messenger RNA from Plasmodium knowlesi strain H, 897 nucleotides. RefSeq names its product serine/threonine protein phosphatase CPPED1, putative. Bases 1 to 897 code for a protein of 298 amino acids. The transcript has a single exon. NCBI's taxonomy places the organism in Eukaryota, Apicomplexa, Aconoidasida, Haemosporida, Plasmodiidae. The record is from RefSeq and is a predicted model, not a curated record. Gene Ontology annotation, molecular function: hydrolase activity.
AUGGUUUUAAUCAAAGUAAAGAAUAACGAAGGGAAAACGGUGAACGAAGGGAAGUUCAGACCCUUCUUUUUUGUUCUCUAUGGAGACGUACAAUAUGGAAUGAUCAGGGGAAAUCACGGAUGGCCUGAAGAGCGCAAACUACUUAAAGAAGCAAUCAUCAAAACGAACAAAAUAAAACCACCCUUUGUAAUAACAUUGGGAGAUUUGGCAAAUAAAUUCCCCAUUGAUGAAGUACAAGAUCACCAAUAUAAAGAUUUCAGAAAUGAUUUGGAAAAAUUGGAUAAGUCCAUCGAUAUGUAUGUUUUUUGUGGAAACCAUGAUGUUGGAAAUGAACCAACACACGAGACAAUCGAGAACUUUGAAAAGCUUUGGGGAGACGCAUACUACAGUUAUAUUUACAAUAAUUGUGGAUUCAUCAUUUUAAAUUCUGCUCUUUGUUUUAACGAUACCAAAGUACAAGAUUUGAAAGAGAAACAAUUUUUAUGGCUCGAAGAAACUUUAAAAAAAAUGGUUUCCAAGAAUGUUAAGCAUAAAUUCUUAUUUUUACAUCAUGCCCUUAUGUAUGACCAUAUUGAAGAAGAUGAAAAUAUUGGCCUGAUAUAUAGUGAGAAAUUUCACAACUAUACAGAAAAAAAUAAAUUUCACAUCAAGAAGGAAAACAGAACUAUUAUCUACGACAUGUUAAAAAAAUACAAAGUCAAUCAUGUGUUCUGUGCACAUUUGCAUGCCAAUAGGGAGAACAAUAUUGAUGCAAAUAUAAAACAAAUAACAAUUUCCGCUGUGGGAAUGCAGGCAGGAAAUGAUCAAUCUGGUCUCAUGAUUGUCCAGGUAGCUGAGGAAGGUGUGGAUUAUAAAUACUACCCGUUCGAGUUCGUUCCCAGUUUUAUAAAGGUUUAA